Molecule: messenger RNA, 3742 nt
Organism: Panthera uncia (snow leopard)
Lineage: Eukaryota; Metazoa; Chordata; Mammalia; Carnivora; Felidae
Gene: CACNA2D3
Product: calcium voltage-gated channel auxiliary subunit alpha2delta 3
Exons: 37
Coding region: 166-3423 (1085 amino acids)
Cellular component (GO): voltage-gated calcium channel complex
Molecular function (GO): voltage-gated calcium channel activity
Source: RefSeq, a predicted model, not a curated record
CCCCACCCCCUGCUCCUUUUUCUGCUCCCCAAGUGAGCCCGGCGCGCGAGAGGCAGGCGGGGCGGCGCGGAGCAGGCAGCCCAGCGCGCUCGCCCUCCGCCCGCUCGGCGCAGCUCCCCGCGGCCGCUCCUGUCGCCGCCGCCGGCGCGUCGGAGGGAGCCCAGCAUGGCCGGGCCGGGCUCGCAGCGGCGCGCGUCCCGGGGGGCCUCGGCGCUCCUCGCCGCCGCGCUUCUCUACGCAGCGCUGGGGGCCGUGGUGCGCUCGGAGCAGCAGAUCCCGCUCUCCGUGGUGAAGCUCUGGGCCUCGGCUUUUGGUGGGGAGAUAAAAUCCAUUGCUGCUAAGUACUCUGGUUCCCAGCUUCUGCAAAAGAAAUACAAAGAGUAUGAGAAAGACGUAGCCAUAGAAGAAAUCGAUGGCCUCCAACUGGUGAAAAAGCUGGCAAAGAACAUGGAAGAGAUGUUUCACAAAAAGUCUGAAGCAGUGCGGCGUCUUGUGGAGGCUGCAGAAGAGGCACAUCUGAAACAUGAAUUUGAUGCAGACUUGCAGUAUGAAUACUUCAAUGCUGUGCUGAUAAACGAAAGGGACAAAGAUGGGAAUUUUUUGGAGCUGGGGAAGGAAUUCAUCUUAGCCCCAAAUGACCAUUUUAAUAAUUUGCCUGUGAACAUCAGUCUGAGUGACGUCCAGGUGCCAACGAACAUGUACAACAAAGACCCAGCAAUCGUCAAUGGGGUUUAUUGGUCCGAAUCCCUAAACAAAGUUUUCGUAGAUAACUUUGAUCGUGACCCGUCUCUCAUAUGGCAGUACUUUGGAAGUGCAAAGGGCUUUUUUAGGCAGUAUCCAGGGAUUAAAUGGGAACCAGAUGAGAAUGGAGUCAUUGCCUUUGACUGCAGGAACCGAAAAUGGUACAUCCAAGCAGCGACUUCUCCGAAAGACGUGGUCAUUUUAGUGGACGUCAGUGGCAGCAUGAAAGGGCUCCGUCUGACUAUUGCGAAGCAAACUGUCUCAUCUAUUCUGGAUACGCUGGGGGAUGAUGACUUUUUCAACAUAAUUGCUUAUAAUGAGGAGCUUCACUACGUGGAACCUUGCCUGAACGGGACAUUGGUGCAAGCUGACAGGACAAACAAGGAGCACUUCAGGGAGCAUCUGGACAAACUGUUUGCCAAAGGAAUUGGAAUGCUGGAUAUAGCUCUGAAUGAGGCCUUCAACAUUCUCAGUGAUUUCAACCAUACUGGACAAGGCAGCGUCUGCAGCCAGGCCAUCAUGCUCAUCACCGAUGGGGCAGUGGACACCUAUGACACUAUCUUUGCGAAGUACAACUGGCCAGAUCGGAAGGUCCGCAUCUUCACCUACCUCAUUGGACGGGAGGCUGCUUUUGCAGACAAUCUCAAGUGGAUGGCUUGUGCCAACAAAGGAUUUUUCACCCAGAUCUCCACCUUGGCUGAUGUGCAGGAAAAUGUCAUGGAAUACCUGCAUGUACUCAGCCGGCCCAAAGUCAUCGAUCAGGAGCACGACGUGGUAUGGACUGAAGCUUACAUCGACAGCACUCUUGCCGAUGAUCAGGGCCUCGUCCUGAUGACCACGGUCGCCAUGCCUGUGUUUAGUAAGCAGAACGAAACCAGAUCAAAGGGCAUUCUUCUGGGUGUGGUUGGCACAGAUGUCCCAGUGAAAGAGCUUCUGAAGACCAUCCCCAAAUACAAGUUAGGGAUUCACGGUUAUGCCUUUGCGAUCACAAAUAAUGGAUAUAUCCUGACGCAUCCAGAACUCAGACCACUGUACGAGGAAGGAAAAAAGCGAAGGAAACCUAACUACAGUAGCGUUGACCUCUCGGAGGUAGAGUGGGAAGACCGGGAUGAUGUGUUAAGAAAUGCCAUGGUGAACCGAAAGACUGGGAAGUUCUCUAUGGAGGUGAAGAAGACAGUGGACAAAGGGAAACGGGUUUUGGUGAUGACAAAUGACUACUAUUAUACAGACAUCAAGGGUACCCCUUUCAGCUUAGGUGUGGCGCUCUCCAGAGGCCAUGGGAAAUAUUUCUUCCGAGGGAAUGUAACCAUUGAAGAAGGCCUGCAUGACUUAGAGCACCCUGACGUAUCCCUGGCAGAUGAAUGGUCCUACUGCAACACUGACCUACACCCGGAGCACCGUCAUCUAUCUCAGCUAGAAGCCAUCAAGCUCUACCUCAAAGGCAAAGAACCUCUGCUCCAAUGUGAUAAAGAAUUGAUACAAGAAGUCCUUUUUGAUGCCGUGGUGAGCGCUCCCAUUGAAGCAUAUUGGACCAGUCUUGCCCUCAACAAAUCUGAGAACUCUGACAAGGGCGUGGAGGUUGCCUUCCUCGGCACUCGUACGGGCCUCUCGAGGAUCAACCUGUUUGUUGGGGCUGAGCAGCUCACCAAUCAGGAUUUUCUGAAAGCUGGAGACAAGGAGAACAUUUUUAACGCAGACCAUUUCCCUCUCUGGUACCGAAGAGCUGCGGAGCAGAUUCCAGGGAGCUUUGUCUACUCCAUCCCGUUCAGCACAGGAAUAGUCAACAAAAGCAAUGUGGUGACAGCGAGUACCUCCAUUCAGCUCCUCGAUGAACGGAAAUCUCCUGUGGUAGCAGCUGUAGGCAUUCAGAUGAAACUUGAAUUUUUCCAGAGGAAGUUCUGGACUGCCAGCAGACAGUGUGCCUCUCUGGAUGGCAAAUGCUCCAUCAGCUGUGAUGACGAGACUGUGAACUGUUACCUCAUAGACAAUAAUGGGUUUAUUCUGGUGUCUGAAGACUACACCCAGACUGGAGACUUUUUUGGCGAGGUCGAAGGGGCCGUGAUGAACAAACUGUUAACAAUGGGCUCCUUUAAAAGAAUUACCCUGUAUGACUAUCAAGCCAUGUGCAGGGCCAACAAGGACAGCAGUGACAGUGCCAGCGGGCUACUGGAUCCUUAUCAUGCCUUCCUUGCUGCAGUAAAAUGGAUAAUGACAGAACUUGUCUUGUUUCUGGUGGAAUUUAACCUCUGCAGCUGGUGGCACUCAGAUAUGACAGCCACAGCCCAGAAAUUGAAGCAGACCCUGGAACCUUGUGAUACAGAGUAUCCAGCGUUUGUCUCUGAGCGCACCAUCAAGGAAACCUCAGGGAACAUUGCUUGUGAAGACUGCUCUAAGUCCUUUGUCAUCCAGCAAAUCCCAAGCAGCAAUCUGUUCAUGGUGGUGGUGGACAGCAGCUGCCUGUGUGAGUCCGUGACCCCCAUCACCAUGGCCCCCAUUGAAAUCAGGUAUAACGAAUCCCUUAAGUGUGAACGUUUAAAGGCCCAGAAGAUCAGAAGGCGUCCCGAGUCUUGUCAUGGCUUCCAUCCUGAGGAGAAUGCAAGGGAGUGUGGGGGUGCACCGAGCCUGCAGGCCAAGAUGGUCCUUGUCGUCUUCCCUCUGCUCUUGAUGCUCUUUUCAAGGUGACACUGAGAUGUUCUCUUGGCAUGCUAAAUUAUGGAUAAACUGUGAACCAAAAUAUGGUGCGACAUAGGAGACAUGAAAUAUAGUCCAACCAUCAGCAUCUCAUGAUUUUAAACUGUGCGUGAUAUAAACUCUUAAAGAUCUGUUGACAAAAAAAAAGUUAUCUUUUUACUUUGCCAGUCAUGCAAAUGUGAGUUUGCUACAUGAUAAUCACCCUUCAUCAGAAAUGGGGCUGCAAGUGGGCAGUGUCCCUUCUGCUUGAAACCCAUUGAAACCAAUUUAAAACUGUGUACUUUUUAAAUAAAGUAUAUUAAAAUCAUAA